Cucurbitaria berberidis CBS 394.84 is the source of this 276-nucleotide messenger RNA. RefSeq lists its product as uncharacterized. The coding region runs from base 1 to 276 and encodes 91 amino acids. Gene Ontology annotation, biological process: mRNA export from nucleus; double-strand break repair via homologous recombination; proteasome assembly. Lineage: Eukaryota; Fungi; Ascomycota; Dothideomycetes; Pleosporales; Cucurbitariaceae. Gene Ontology annotation, cellular component: proteasome regulatory particle, lid subcomplex; proteasome complex. The record is from RefSeq and is a predicted model, not a curated record. The transcript has 3 exons.
AUGUCCGGCGCAGCACAAGGAGGGAACGCAACCACGAAAGCCGUAGUUAGCGACUCCAAGAAUGGCGAGCAACCGCUGGCGCAAGACAAGAAGCCCGCCGCACAACUGGAAGAAGAUGAUGAGUUUGAGGAUUUCCCUGUAGAAGACUGGACAGAAGAAGAGACACAGAUUCCCGGUGGCAAUGCCCAUCUCUGGGAAGAGAGCUGGGAUGACGAUGACACGAACGAAGAUUUUGCAGUACAGCUGAGGGAGGAAUUGAAGAAGUUGGGGAAAUGA